GACGGAAGGUUCUGCGCUCGGGUUUGCCGUGUCACCAGUUAUAUUGCGUUUUGGAUCGUAUCCUGAUAUCAAUUUACCAUCCCCGUUACUAACAAAGAUUUCUUUCUCCUACAAGAACAUCCCACCAGCCGAGGAAUGCACUUGCCUUUUGUCACGCAUUGAAGUGUACAUCCGCUUUAAGCAACACUUUCUUUCUGAUCCAAAACCAACCAAUGCGACACGACCAAACUCGAGUCUUAACACUUUCGGCCACACACCUGUGUUUCAUAUCUGACGGAUCUUCUGAACAGUGCAAUAUUUCCCCAAGCGCAUAAAAAUUGCAAACUCCCUUGAGAGGAGGACUCAAAAUACAAGCCUACUUACACAGAAAAGCAGCAUAGCAACAGUGAGCAACGUAACUUGGUCAACCAACGUUGACAGUUGAAUCACACAUCCAUCUGUAGUAACGGCUGAGAAACCUCGGAGCAACCGCUUCGCCAUACUUUCGAGGUACGGGGACAAGCAAGACGUGUAUUUCAAGCACAUUUCUUCACUUUUUGUCCCUCUUUUAACUUUUUUUGUGAGUGUAAAUUGAUGUUUCACGAGCUACUAACGUGAACAGUGUGCGGGAGGGAAGAGUGUGCUGAGGUCGUAGUUUUGCUUCCAACUUGCAAAUUUUCGCUCACUUACAGUGGAGAAUAAGAGUUUACAUGGGAGUGCGGUGUUGGCGUGAAGUGUGAGUCCGGGAGACGUGAAACUGUUGAGUGCGCCGCCUUGUGGUGAUCAAAGUUGGUGCUGCCAAUCAUUAUCGAAUCUUCGAAGGCAUAAACGGUGCGUUCGAGGCCUGUCGUUGGUGGUAUCAGCAGGAAAACUAACAGUACCUCGGAGCGAGUAAGUGGAAAAUUGUGAAGGAAGGAGAGGAGCGACAGCAGCAGCGCGGCAGAGGGUGAGCGGAGGAAAAGGAUGGAGCGUGAAUCAAAUGCCAUGCCGCCGAUGUGUAGAUCAGGAUGUGGAUAUUAUGGCAACCCGGCACAGGAUGGGCUAUGUUCAGUGUGCUAUAAAGAUUUGCUUAGAAAGAAGCAGCAGCCACCGGUUAGCAGCACGCCUUCCAGCAACAAUGCACCUCCACCAUCUGCCGCAGGCCAAACCCCAGCAGCGCCCUCCGUCAACAUUCGUUCCGUCGUGACGCCACAGAGCUUCGCAGCAAGCAUCAGCAGUAGUGGCGGCAGCGGUAGUAGCAGCGGCGGCAACAACACCACUACAACCACAUCAGCCUCCUCUAUCGCAGCCACGGCGUCUUCUUUGCCAGCGACGUCGUCGUCCUGUGUCGCCACCUCCUCCAUGAACACUUUGAUAGUGACUGGUACCAACACGGCACAACCAACCGUGCACAGUGGGCUUUUCAGUUCGGAAAAAGAUAAAAUUAUUAACGACGACAGUGGCAGCCUUGGGGGUAAUAGUAAUAAUAGCUCCAUAGCCGAUAACGACGACAAAGACGGCGAUAAAGAUGGCAAAAAGAAAAAGAAUCGAUGUGUAACAUGCCGCAAAAAAGUGGGGUUAACCGGUUUCGAAUGCCGGUGUGGAGGACUUUUCUGCGCAAUACAUCGAUACAGCGACAAGCACGAGUGUUCGUUCGAUUAUCGGGAACUGGGUGCCGCCGAAAUUAGACGUAAUAAUCCUGUUGUGGUUGGGGAAAAGAUCCAGAAAAUUUGAACACCAUCCUUCGUGCCAUCGUAUAGUAAUAUUUCGCACACCGUACAGCUGAAACAGCCGCACCACUGCAGCCGCAUAUGGAACCAGCAUCAUCGUCACCACAACCACCGCUGCUGCCACCGCCUCUGGCACGUAAUAUGAAUUGAGAGAUCAUCAUUCGUCCGGUAACUGAUUAUUGCCGCAAGCGAGCAUUGUCCUGUAGUAGCAUGGGUAUUAGUUUAGUUUAGUGGAACUGGCUUGGUACACGUUUUUUGGCAAACAAAAUUAACUGAACGCUUUCAAACAUAUUGAUCCUUCGUCCCUUAUGCUUUCCUGGUUGUUAGAUAUUAUUUUCUGUUUGAUUUACUUACUAAUAGCAAUGGAGUGCAAUUUAAAGAAAGAUAAAUGAGGGGAGCGCAUAGGAAGGAAGGAUUAUGAAAAAAAAACUACAAAAGAGUUUCAAUAAGCACGACGAAAAUACACUUUUUCUUCAUGUACAGCGAUUUUGGAAGGAACGCUAAAGUCAACAUAACGUUACAAAAAGCAAUUCAUGAGCAAACACAGUUACGCGAGCGCUUUCGGUUACUUCAGUUGCAAGAACUUUCGUACAAUUUGUUUAUCUAAUUCGUAACACAAGUUAUGCAAUCUUCACCUUUUGAAGUUUGUAGCAACGUUAAACUUCUCCCACACACACACACACACACACACACACACACACACACACAAACAUACAAUAAAAUAUCACAACAGCGGGACGGACGUAUGUAAAACACAACCGUAACUAUCCUUCACUUGGGCGAGAACGCGAACGAAAAAUGUGAAUCCGGAUCACUUCUCUUAUCGCUUUAACCUCUAAUAGCGAGAAUCCUGUCACAUCCUUUUCCUUAGAAAAAUCAGUUGGGAUGCGUGGGGAAAGUGGACAAGAGCACGUGUGUAAAACAUUGGCACAAACGGGAAGUUUCUUGUUUUUUUUGUGUGUUCGCAGAAGCAUGGAACGUGUCAGCUAUUCUGCCCAUCUGGUGUUACGUCUUGAUAUGGUGAAUGCUCGAGAAAAAUGCGUGAAAAGUAGAUUUGGUCGAGUAAUGAAAUGUGUUGUGUGCACAGAUUUUAGAAUGAUUUGCAGGCCAUGCUGGGGUAGCGCAUAUAGCGAGAGAAAAUGUCUUAUAUUCGAUCAAACCACUGCGAAUUCGAUUUGAGAAUGACCCAGGUAGAUUUAAUCUUUAUACAUUUAAUUAUUGCUAGUAAUAAAGAAAAUUUAGGAACAACACAACACGAUAGAUUCGUUUAGAGCAUGAUUUUUUAAAUGAACCUCCUCUCUUGGCUGCUGGGUGGGUGUACAAAGGUGAUCAUGGUUUUUCUUGCAUCGUGCAGAACUGCCAAGGGAAAACUAUCUGAACUGAAGAUUGCCCGUGUUUUCUCGACCGGGCGAAAAUGCUCUAGCAGAAUGUAUUAUAUUUUUCACAACUGGUGAGAGGCAAAGAGAGUUUCAAGUCUCAAUUAUUGACGUCGACGAAAGUGCGCGUUUGUUCCGAGGGCACUUACACAAAACCACACUGGCACUAAUACGGAAAUACUUAGUCUGCAAAAACCUUCUACCAAAGACACACAGCUGACGAAUUCAAUUCUUUGCUAUGCCCAUUGGUUUUAAAUUCUCUUGUCUUAUCGUUCGCCAUCUCUUUCUCUCUCUCUCCAUUUUUAUGUUUUCAUGGUUUAUUCGCUUCGCUAAUUAUCAGAGCGAGGCUGGGGACAUGAUUUUCCUGCAUGAUUUUGUAGCAGAGCAAAGCAAAUUUAUGUACGACUGGCCCCAAUUGUUGUGCAUUUCUUUAACUUUCUCCCCUUUAACCAUUCGGUCUGUGUACAUCUCGUGCUCUAUUUGGAUAACAUUUUCUUUCUGAAAUGUAAAUGAUUUGCGCUACAGAUAGAACGAAAUUUUGCGAUAAAGAUGAAAGAUAAUCUGUCGGUUGCUAAGCGCACACACUACACACAUACGGAAAUACUCACAACUAUUCCUGUUUCUACUUUUUAUGCAAAACAUAAAGAAACAAAUUCGCGGAACUCAUUCAGAACACCGAAUGCUAGUAGUUUGAACUCUUCAAAACAGAGCAGUUUACGAAGCGCCACCAAAAUUGCAAGGAGAACUCAUUACGAUGAUUGUAGAGAUCCUGCGGAAACGAUCGUGUUUGAUCACUGAGUCUUUUCUUCCGAAAAACCGUGCGGAGACAUGGAACUGUAAAAUAAAACAUUCAAACGUACGGUCAAAUGACAGCAUAAGUAGUUGUGUAAGGAAUAGGAUCUGUGUGGUGUGUUUGUGUAAGCUCGUGUUAUGAUGCGUGAAGCGUGUGAUGUGUUUGUUUCUAUUUUUGGCUGCAACAAUGGUAGUGGCGGCGGUAGAAACGAAACAAUGAAGAUUCUUGCUGUUGGUGAAAUGCUAAUAUGAGCCACUAAAACGUAUAUGAAUAUACGCAUACAUAUAAAUAUAUAUAUAAAAAUAUAAAUACACCAUACUUGAUUGCAUAUAUUUUACUAACAAAAAGAGAAAAAAUAAAAGCAAAAAAACAUACGAACAGACAAUGCUUAUAAAACUUUUGCGUGAAAGUAACGUCUGCACCUAAAAAUGGAGACGAAAUAAACUGCACCGUAAAGAUUAACUGAAAGCUACAGUAAGGAUAAGUAAGAAUGCGACAAUGAAACAAAAGUAUGGAAGCCAACUAAACUAAAUAAACGGGUGGCUAAAUCGCGAUUGAAUGAAUGGAAAUAAAAUAGGAGAAAAGAAAAAAAUUAAACAUUACUUGGAAGGAAAUCUUUAAUAUAAUGUAAUAUAGCCCAAUAGACUCGUAUUUGUAAUAGAAAUGAUAUAAAAAUAGAAGCAAAGGAUUCAAAAGAAACAGCGCCUAGACACCGCGACGUGAUGGCGGCAGGCGGGUGGUAUGUUGAACUACUAAACACUCUUCGAGAGUAAUGCGAACGCCGCCGCAUGCAUGCCACGAUUGAACAAUUAACUACGCCCCCAAAACACACUGCAGAACAGCUAAGUGGCAUCACCUAAAUACCUAGCGACAGUAUACAUUGUUUGGAACCAUUUGCCCUAGCUUAGUAACCUCUUGGUAAACGUUAAAUUGAGGAUCGAAAGUCUUGCAACAAAUGGUUAGCGCAACGGCAGUCAGACGAUUAUAUUACACGUAUAUUCUAUAUAUAAAUAUAAUUAUAUACACAUACACUUAUACAUAUGCAAACAACGUAUAUUUUACGCCUUUGCGAGGAAUAUUCUUUCGAUUGUUUAUAGUUCUGUUUGCUUGCGGUAAAUCUUCAACACACACUACUGCGCCUUUUUCAGUUUUUGCGUUGAUGCGUAUGAACCGAUCGUAAUAAAAAAAAGUAAUCACACAAUCAGAA
This is a messenger RNA of Anopheles bellator, 5064 nucleotides long. It is a transcript of the gene drn, whose product is annotated as AN1-type zinc finger protein 6. Gene Ontology annotation, molecular function: DNA binding; zinc ion binding. NCBI's taxonomy places the organism in Eukaryota, Metazoa, Arthropoda, Insecta, Diptera, Culicidae. The transcript has 7 exons. The record is from RefSeq and is a predicted model, not a curated record. Bases 943 to 1692 code for a protein of 249 amino acids.